Molecule: messenger RNA, 366 nt
Organism: Ogataea philodendri
Lineage: Eukaryota; Fungi; Ascomycota; Pichiomycetes; Pichiales; Pichiaceae
Exons: 1
Coding region: 1-366 (121 amino acids)
Source: RefSeq, a predicted model, not a curated record
AUGAAGCUGGAAUCUUUGCCCUUAAUAGUGACGGAUUCGAAAACAUGGCCGAUUGGGAAAGCCUCUAGAGCUGUUCCGUCUUCAAAGGUGUUUAAUGCAAGCGAUUUGAUGUGCGGCAGAAUCGAAACAAUAAAUCUUCUAUCACCGGCCUUCAAGUAUGACACGAUGACUCUGGCUUUGACCUUGCUUCCAACAGCAAACGAGUUCUUCAGCUCUGAGUACUCGAACUUGCCCAAAUGCACAAGAGGAAUGGUUGCAUCUGCAACUCCAAAGAGUUUGCACACAAGACCUUCCUUGGUUGUCUCCUUCACGAGCGCAUCAACACCCAUGCCGGGCAAGAUGGCAUCCACAGAGGAGAUUGUUUGA